AUGUUGACCGUAAAGAAGAUUGUCCAGCUGAGCGAGGGAAUGGAAAACAUUGCUCUCGUGGCGGUUGUAAUCGCUAAAAGUGAUCCUCGACUGUUCAAAACCGCUGAUGGUACCAGUGUCGCAAGUAUGGCCCGCGGUGUCCUCACACUAACACUGCGUGAUUCGGAACGGGACACGAUCAACUGUACAGUUUGGGCGGCAGCAGAUAUCAUCGUGCGUUACGACGAAACGAUCUCCAUCGGCGAUGUGCUGGAUGUGCAGAAACCACAGGUUAACGCGUCGUUCUAUGGCCGAUCCGAACAAUACUCUCCCCGUGUAACGUCCCCCUUUUCGCUGACCGUCAACGAACAAGCGGCUGGAAACCAAAUAGCACACCAUGCCGGUGGUCCCGAUCCGUACCUUAGUUCGUUGAUCCGCAUGCCGCUGGUGCGGCCGGAGGAGACGAUUCCACUAGCUGAUCUGGUGGCGAGUGGUGCAGGGUGUAGUGGUGAAACGUUCAACGUUCUCGCCGUCGUUCGGAGUGUGCGACCCGCUCGCCAGAUACGGAUCGCUCGACGGAAUGAAAGUCGGGCCUUUCGUGAGGUCGUACUGAUGGACCAGAGCCACGCCGGUGUGCUAUUGAAGCUGUGGUCGGCAGCGUACAUCCGUUGGGCCGAUCGUUGGCAACCGCUGGCCACCGUGCUGCUCAUCGUGGAUGUACGGACCGAGUACAGCGAGUACCACCGGUCGGUCGGACUGACCAUCGAUCGGAAGACGAUCAUUAUCCAGGAUCCGAACAUUCCGCAGGUCGUUGCGCGAUUGUUGCGCCAUGCUAAGGACGUCCCGAUGCAAACCGUCGACGUGGCCUGCUCGCUUUCAACAGGAACGAUCGAUCCGGCCACCAUCAACACCGUGAUGACGGUACAGCAAAUCCUGGAUCGAUCCGGUGGAACUGGCUCACAGAUCACGGAGGAGGACCAAUUCACUGCACUCUGCUACGCCGUCAUAACGCGCCUGGAUCUAGAUGGACCCGGCUCGCGAACCAUCAGCCACCGCUGUGGUCACUGUCAAACGUUCGUUGCGCGGCGAUCGCCCUUUUGCCCGAAAGAGGAUUGCCCAGGGUUUCGUACCCCACCGGUGCUGGAAUCGUUUUUCGAUCUGACGGUGGAUCUGACCGAUCACACCGGUACGCUCGUCGGAUGCCGGAUGGUUAGCGCUGUCGCUGAAACCGUCCUCCGAUGUGACGUCACAUCGUUCGAACGCAAAACGGAACAGCAAAGGACGGCACUGAAAUGGAUGUAUCUGCUCGAUCGGUGCGCCGUACGUUUAGUUGUAAAGCGCCGGACAGCGACCCGGUUUCAACAGCUCUUCUCGAUCGUCGGCUGCACGCUAAUUGAUCCGCUCGAGGUGGAAUCGAAGCUGAAGGUGUACUAA
Anopheles darlingi is the source of this 1413-nucleotide messenger RNA. RefSeq names its product protein hold'em (gene hdm). Lineage: Eukaryota; Metazoa; Arthropoda; Insecta; Diptera; Culicidae. The transcript has 3 exons. Gene Ontology annotation, molecular function: single-stranded DNA binding; single-stranded DNA 3'-5' DNA exonuclease activity. Gene Ontology annotation, biological process: resolution of meiotic recombination intermediates. The record is from RefSeq and is a predicted model, not a curated record. Bases 1 to 1413 code for a protein of 470 amino acids.